AUGCCGCCACUAGGGCCUGGUUGUAAUGCCGUCGAAUCAUCAUCCCUGAACGCCAGGGCAUACUGGCAACCGCAAGCGACAAACUCCCCAUCGCUGCGCACCGGGCCCAGUGCUGGCACUGCAGCGGCCUCCACGGUGACUACAACAGCGACGGUCUACAGAAGCGGCAGUGCAACUGUUUUUGAGCGUCUUGCCGGCGAGUCGAGCAUCGGAAUCUCGAUGAUUGGUAAGCGCGUGCGUCAGUGGGCCGAGGGCGCGGGGCUGAUGUUGCACCCCUCCAACUCUGUGUGGCACGCGCUACUGACGUACUCGAUGGCUCCCCUUAAGUACGAGCGGCUGUGGCGGCGAACAUGUGCCAAGGGACGCUACAGGUUGUCAUUACUCACACGCCCCAAGGUCUGUAACGGCACUAGUUCUGCCGCCGCUUUGCGAGAGCACAACAUUGCGGAGGAGCGCUCGCACGCAGAUCCACAUCAAAAAGCUACUAAUCUUGGGCAGAGAAGCCGAGCGAGGCGGCACUCCAUCCCAUCGACUACACCUGGGGGUCUGAGCGCCUACCGUGUUCAGCAGGAGUACAUGAGGUGGUGUCAAUGGCAGUUGUGGCACUUUUUUGAGCAGGGCAGCAGCUACCUGACAAGUGUGUGGCGCGUGUCACCCCUCCUUUGGCGCCAGCGACGCCACGCCGCUCGCUGUUGUGGCGGCAAAGAGUACACAGCGACCUCUCCUGCAUCGUCAGUGUCACUCAUCUUCGAUGGGCGCUACACGGUGCCGAGCGUGGCAAGUAUCGACGCCGCUCAAGAGGAGCAGAGGACACUGGAAAAGCGCGUGAAGGUCUUGCUGCGUCUUCUGCGGCGAGAAAACGGCUCCUCUGCGCCGGCGAGCACGACGCGCUCUUGCAGCCGCGACAACGGUAGCAACGGAGCAGCAACAGCCGCCCACAGAGCGGAUGACAUUGCCGCCUCUGACCCGGAUGGGGAAGGGGAGGAGGACUGGGAAGAGGAAAACGUGUAUCGCUCUGCGAACCAGACACGCCACCGCAGUGAGGCUGUGGCGGUCACGCAGCCCUUCCUUGACGUGCACAUCGACGAGGCCACGGCCCUCAUGCAUCUGAGCCUGUACAUCAACGGAGACGCCAACGGUAACGGUGCGGAGUUCGUCGGCAGCAGCGUCGCCGGGUGCAUAGACAACCACCGCUGGGUGAUCCUGAAGGGCCUGUGGGCGCGGCAGGUGCUCGUUUUCUGUUUCUAUCGAGGGGAGGGACUGCCGUCGACGACUAAAAAGCAAGUUGACGGACACCUCAAGAGGCAAGGCGGGUAUGAUGAGCAGACGGAGCAAGAUGUGAGCCGUUGCAGCCACAUCGUCGAAGGGCUGGUCGUCAAAGGUGUGGCAUUCACCAAGAUGCACCCGGGGCACACCUUAGCAACCGCUCAGGACACCUUUGCGUGCACUCGCUGCGGACACAAGCGUCGUUGUCAUAAUGUAGCGUACACCUCCAAGCAGACAGGUCGGAUUGUCUGCGGCGUUUACUACUGCGUUGUGUGCCUCACUCGCACGCACCACGUCUGUAUUCCACCCAUGAAGGACCUGCCGACUGUUCUACUCGGGGGGAGCGAGGCGGGCGCGGUGGAGGGUAGUAGGGUCCACCAACUGCGGGGCCUAUCUUCCGUUCGAUCUAGCGCCUCAUUCUCGCGGUCGACGAACACAACUGGGUCAGGCCUGCUUCCAUCGGCCUACGCGCAUUGGUGCAGCGGGAGCGGAUCGCAUGCCGCAGACGCGUCGCAGUUUGCGGUGGAGGACGCAGCCACUGCGAUGCGCGAGUGGACCCGUGCAGCGGCUGCAGCCCCGCGUCCUGCGUGGCUCUUGGGGAGUAAGGUGAACAGCGAUAAGCUCUUUGGUCGGACGCGCGGAUUAGACUGCCCACCUCCGCGACCUCGCGUGUAG
Messenger RNA from Leishmania braziliensis MHOM/BR/75/M2904, 1941 nucleotides. RefSeq lists its product as hypothetical. The record is from RefSeq and is a predicted model, not a curated record. Lineage: Eukaryota; Euglenozoa; Kinetoplastea; Trypanosomatida; Trypanosomatidae. The coding region runs from base 1 to 1941 and encodes 646 amino acids. The transcript has a single exon.